GAAGCGCAUAUCGACGAUGCACCGAAUGAGGUUGUUGAUGACACAACAGAGGAACCUGCUGAUGAUUGUACCUCUUGCCAUAUGAUGACAGACCUCACAUUUGUGACAUUUUCUCUAUAAAACCACCAAGGAACAUACCACAGAAAUGAUAGAACCUAAGGAGGAAGUCACACCUGAAGAAGUGGCAAAAGUAGAGAGAGAGGCAGAGGCACCAGCCCCACUGGUUCCGAUAGUUGACGAAAUGUCUCCAUUGAAACAUUUUUUCCUGACAGGAAAAAUACACAAGCAGGUUAAUCAAGAACCCACAAAAGAAUACAAGGUGGAACCUAAGGAUGAAGUCAAGGAAGAACCUACGGAAGAACCCAAGACCGAAUCCAAGGAUGAACCCAAAGAGGAACCAAAGGAAGAAGUCAAUGAGAAAUCUAAGGACAAAGUCAAGGAGAAAGUAGAGGAGGAAGUCUUCCCAACUGAAGAGACAGAGGCACCAGCACCAACCAUUCUGGAUGUUGAAGAACAAAUUAUAUCCCCAAUUAAGAAGUUUUUCACUACUGGAAUCUUUGCCGGUUUAAAGAAAAAGAAAAAGCUUAUAGAAGAGGAAACGCCUGAAUAUGCGACCGUUGAGAAGGAACAGGAACUGCAAAGCAUUGAAAAACAGGAGGACAUAAACACAGCAGAGGAAGCUGGACUUGAACAAGAACAAACAAAAGAGGAGAUCAGUCCAGGUGUUGAGGGGGAACAAAAUGAGAAAGAACUUCAAUUUGAAAUUGCAGCCACAAUGUUAGCCGGAGUAACAGAUUCCCUAAUGGCUGAGGCAUCCAAUGUCCCCGAACUCAUUAUGAGUAAUGUCCCUAAAAGUAGUGGAAACAGAGAGGAUGUUCUUGAAGAGCAGACAGCUACUAAUAUAUUACAGACAAUUAUCUCAAAUGAAGCUGAACUUCUUGGUUCAGGAAGUUCAGUCCAGGAUAUUCUUGAAGACCUGUGUCCUUCUUGGAGUUUCGUAACCGUUAUAACAAAUAAAGUUGAAACAAAUGAAGCCAAACUUCUUAGCUCUCAAAACAAAGUUAAAACACAGGAAAGUCUUGAAGAGCAGUCUCAUUCUUGGGGAUUUGUCACAGUCACAGAGGAUGUUCCCGAAGAGGAGCCAGCUCCUGUGGUAUUACUGACAGUUACCUCAAAUGAGGCUAAACUUCUUAACUCUCAAGAGAAAGCUAAAACCCAAGGAAGUCCAGUCCAGGAUAUUAUUGACAAGCAGUCUUCUUCUUGGGGAUUCCACACAGUUAUCUCAAAUGAAGCUGAACUUCUUAGCUCACAAGAGAAAGCUAAAAAUCAAGGAAGUCCACUGAGGAAGCUCUUGUCUGGGGCUGGUUUGAAGAAGCUUACUAGGAAGAGGAGAGGUAGUAAACCAGACAAGUUGACUGGAUCUGGUGAGCAUGUAGCUGAGGAUCUACUGUCAUCCACAGAUUCAGUGGAGUACCAGAAAGGAGAAAGUACUGCCUCUCUGCCAGAAGAAUUAUCAGCAGAGCAGGUAAAUGUGUCUGCUCAGGCUGGGUUGAGCCACGAAUCAGAUGAUGUAACCUCUGACAUUGAAAGGAAGAAGGAUGGUACCUGGACUUCCUUCAAAAAACGAAUGACACCCAAAAGACAUCUCAAAAGAUCCUCUGAGAGUGAGGAUGAGUCAGCACUUGUAGGCUUACAUGAGGAGCCAAAGCAAAGUGAAGGGGAACAGGUACUAGAACAUAUCACAGAAGAGCCCAAAAAAAAGGUUGAUAUAUCUGUUUCUUGGGAAGCUUUCCUAUGUGGAUCUGCAAAGAGGAGGGGCAGAAAAACAUCGGACUCAGAGGAGCAAGCACCCAUGAAUGAAGGUAAAAUACUAUGUGAACCAGGAAACACUGCAGCGUCGCCAUUGGACAGUUCUCAGGAGAGAGGCUAUGAACAUUUUACCUCUUCCCCUGAGCAAGUUGGAAGUCCCUCGGGGAGUGAAGGGGUGUCUACAUGGAAAUACCUUAAAAAGCUGAUCACCCCCAAAACAAAGGCAAAAACCGAGGAGGCUGUCAAAGUUAACUCACCAGAGCAGAUGCAAUCUGGCAUCGAAAUCACCAAAGAGAAGUCUUCUUUUUCUCUAAAGAAACUCAUCCCUGGACGCAAAAAGGGAAAGCAUGGAGAAAAGCAGGAACCAAUCUCUUCUGACAAGGCAGAUAUGGGUGUUGGAUCGGACGAUGAGGAGGACUCUGAAACGCCAGCAGUGGUCCCCAUGUCAGAGUUUGAUGCAGAAGAGCUAGGAGCGAAACACAACAUAUCAACUGAGGCUGUUAUAGAAACUCUAAUACACAUAACAGAAGAAGAAACCCAGCCAGACGUCUCUAGCACGUUCACCGAAUCGACCAUACCCAAAGACACCCUGCCCACUGAAGCAGAGAAGGCAAAAUAUACUGUGGAACAGUUGGCCCCAUCAACAUCCACCACUGCUAUGGAAAACUUUGAGGACCUUACGGAAUUCAUAAGUAAACAUCAGCAACUCAGUGAUAUACCUGAAGAAGUGUCUACUCCUGAAGAAGCCACUCAAGACGAUACCAUAGCCGAGGACCUAAUAGAGUUGACAUCUGAAGCAGUCACUGCCCCAGAACCUCUAGAUGAAGAAACAACAGAAAUGGUUUCAGCAGUGUCACAGCUGACAGAUGAGUCCCCCAAAACAUCAGGCAGCACAACACCUGUCCCAAUAGAAUACGAGUUAAAGGAUACAGAGUUACUUCUGCAUGAGACUGUUGAUACCAUUAGCAGAACCCAAACUCUCUCAUUGGUAAAUAGAAAAGGCCCACAUCUGGAAGCUAUUUCAGUUUCUCCACAAAUAUUACACACACCAAAAGAGAAGGAAGCAACAGUUUUGAUAGCUCAUGAAAAAUCAGAUGCAGUUGAAAUCCGCACAGGUGAAGAGUCUCAACAAAUUGAUCUUGUUGAUAAAAGCCCAGUGACUCCUAUGGUAGAGUGUCCAUCUGAGGUCACUGAGGUAGUACCCACAGAGUUGGCACCUGAGGACACUGAAGAGUCUGAUGCUGCAAGAAUCACUACAGAUGAUUUACACAAAGCUGAAGAUGAAUCAAUUCCAAUCAUGCGCAUAGAAACUGAAAAGGACCCACAAACAGAAUUGGUAAAUGAGUUAGAAGAGGCAAGACCAGAACUUGUAGCCUACAUUAGUUCAGAAGAAGGCGUAGCUCAGGUUGACGAAAAGGUGGUAGCAGAAGAAACUCCACAGCCUGAUAGAGAGAGUCUGGAUGUAUCAUUCACAGACAAACUUAUCUCCAUACAACCUCUCACGGAGUUCACUCUUGAAGAAGAGAAAGCGGAAUUCCUGGAUGUUGCGGAGGAUGCUGCAGACAAUGAGAAUGCACCAGUUAUAGAAACAAUCACAUGUGAGGUUCAAGAUGUCACAGCUGCAAUGCAUGACGUUUCAAUGUCGGAACCAUCUGACGUUCUGGAAUGUUUGAUUGCCAUAGUGACACCUGAAGUAGAAUCCCCAGAGAAAAGGGAUCCUGUGGGUUCUCUAAGACCACUUGAAGAAGCAAGACCAGUACUUGUCACCACUGUUAAUUCAGAAGAAGCUCAGGUUGAAGGAAAGGACGUUCUGAAAACUUUGAUUGCUGUAGUGGCACCUGAAGUAGAAUCCCCAAAGAAGAAAGAUCCUUUGGGUGCUCUAAGACCACUCAUAUGCUCUGCUAUGGUAGAGGACAUGGUUGUGAUGAAGAAUGUGCCUUCAGCACAGUUUGUUGAUGGCCAUGUGAUCCAAGUACAAGUGACGGAUGCAGAGCUAAAGUCAGCUGAAGAAAUGGUUGAGAUAGUGCUUGAAGUGGGCUCAUCUGAUGCAAAUGAUCACAAUAUUCUAUUACAACAGGUGAACACUGAGAUUGAAUCAGAUGAAGCAAAUGUUAAGACAACCCGUGAGGUGGGCUCAACUGAUGAUCACGAGAUUAUAGUACAAGUGGCGGAUGCACCGUUAAAGUCUGCUCAAGUAAUUGUUGAUCAAGGGCUUGAAAUGGACUCAACCAAUGUCACUGAUCAUGAGAUCCAAUUGAAAGGGUUGGAUGUAGAGAUUGAAUCAGCGGAAACAAUUGUUGAUACAGUUCUUGAGGUUGUCUUAACUGAUGUCAAGGGUCAUGAGAUCCAGGUACAAGUAACAGAUGCAAAUGCUGAGAAGGGUUCAGCUGAAGCUAUUGUGGAGACAGCACUUGAGGUGGUUUCCUCAACCGAUAUUAAAGAGGUCAUAGACGUUUGUGACAAAAUGGAGGACGAAGGAGAGGGUGAGAAUGCCACUGAGAAGAUUGAGGACGACAUGUUUGAAGAGGCCAGCAGUAUUAUAACUCAGGAAAUUGUCCAACAUGUGCAGCAGAACUCAUCAGAAGACCCCAAUGUUGUACCACAAUCAAGUGAAAAGGCUGAAGUUGAAUUAUCGAGUGAAGCAGAAGUUUCGAAAUCACCAGAGAAUACACCAGCGGUCACAGUUAUAGAGAGUCAAGGACAUCCACAUGUAACUGCACAGGUGCAAAAGACAAUUCAUUUAGUUGAAAACUACUUCGAUCUUAAUACUCAGGGAAAUGCACAAGAACCUUCAGAAAAAGAAACGGAGCCCUCGAUUGCUCUCGAAGUUGAUACAGUAUGUGAGGAUAGAAAAACUCCUGAGGCAUUUGUAGAGCCCACUUCUGAAUUCAACAGCAUACCUGACGACACAGUUCCCACUACAUUUGCAGAGUCUUGUACACAGGCAGAUGUGCAAGAUGUUUUUGGAACAGAGGCUGAAUUCAUGAUUUAUUCUGAAGUAGAUCAAGCCAUUGAUGUUUCAGACUCUACUAGCGGGCAUGAGAAGCAACUAGUGGGAAUGGUAGUAGAAUCAACAAAGGAAUCAGUGGAGUCGUUUGAAAAGAGACUAUCUAUUGAAUCCCAUGUCCAUCUCCACAUUAAACCCAGAGAUACUGGAGUUGUGUCUGCGGGAUUAGAGUCACCACCGCAUGCUAUUUGGCCACCUCCAAGUACUACUGCAGAAGUUGCAGUGAAUACUGACAGCCUUCUAACAGAAUCAAUAGAAAGUGCAAGUACUAUUGCAAAAAGUUCUGUGAAUACUGACUGCGUUCUAACAGAAUCAAUGGAAAGUGCUCAACUUUGUGAAGUCAGUCAAAUUGAGCAAACCAGUGACACUGCACCUCAUGUGCCACUGCAUGCCCCACCUGCAACAGUGCUGUACACCCUAAACCCUGAAACAGAACAGGUAAUGACCAAUGCAGUAGGGUCUAACCCACACAUAGAGGAAGAGAAUGACCUAGAACUGUGGCUGGAUGCUGAGGAAGAUAUUGGCACAGUAAAAUCCAAUAUCUUGGAGGUUCUAAGCAAAAAAACAGAUCGAGGAGUAGAGAAGACGCUGCAGGACAGUGGAGAUAUAUUUGAUAUUGCACUUGAGCCUCGAAGCUUUCUGUCUGGAGGUGAUACCUAAUAAGACUGCAGCCAUUCCACCAAACUGUUAAGUCAGUCCUUUACAUUUCUUGUUAUUCUACUUAGUAUUUAAGUACUUGAAGAAGUACACAAAUAUAAUGUCUCCUUGAACUUUCUUCUCUUAGGUUUAACGAGCUAAAGGAGUGCUGGACUACCAACGAACAACCUGAAAGAGAAGAUAGAAGUCUGCACAUGAAGGAUGACCCACCACAACGGAGCUAAUGGAGACAUUCUUCGGAUCGUUGAAUACAUUAAUGUUAGUUUCAAUGUUAUUAUAUCAAAGUUUAACUGUAUGUGUAAAUUACUUCUACUUAUUUAAAUACAAUUUGUGUUCAUUUUCAAGGAACCAUGUCAUCUUAUCAGAACUUGGGAGGUACAAUUAAUGUAUAUUAUAUAAUAUUUAUGUUAAAAUGUUUGAAAAUGUUUGUCCUGUUUGUCCUUCUACAGAGUAUAUUUAUCUGAGUUGAGUUUUCUUUAGCGUUAAUUGUAAUUUGUGGGUUGAACAGAAGCCUUCCAUUUAUCAACAUAACAACACUUACAUUCAACACAGGACAUACGUACCCCACUGCUCACCAAAACAAUGCAAAGACAAACUGUGAUUAGAUAUACAGGUAUGUAGAUUUGUUCGCGUUGUUACUGUGUCUUCUGUCAGACACUAAAUGUUUGCUCGACUCAGCACAUAACGGUAAUACAACAUUUGCUCUAGUCAUGUGUAGUGACUAGAAUUUGUAUCACAUGUAUCAUCAUUCCUAUGAAUAUUGCCAUCCAUCUUCAUUAUCUCAGAAUUAUAGUUGAAUUGCCAAGUUUUCAAACUAUGCACUGCAAUGGUUAGUUGACACAGACCAAAAUACUAAUACAAAAUGUGUAUUUUAUCACGAGUUACGUGAUGUAUCGGUCACAGACAAACUUAUCAACAGAACUAUAUUUGUGUAUUCAUUUUUUUGCCUGUGAAUAUACACGGAGUAUACAAAACAUUAAGAACAUGACAGACUGACUAGGUGAAUCCAGGUGAAAGCUAUGACCCCUUAUCGAUGUAAUUUGUUAGAUCCUCUUCAAAUUCAGUGUAGAUGGGCGGGGGGGUUAAAGAAGGAUUUUUAAGCCUUGAGACAAUUGAGACAUGGACAAAAUAUUUAAAGAUGCUAUGCAGAAAUCGCUCUGCCAUUUCCUGCUUGAUAAAAUUCUAAUAGUUCGCUUAAUUUAAGUUUAUGUGACAAAACAAGCAAGUAUAGUGUAGAGAAUAAUUGUACCAUCUAAAAUAUAUUUUCCAUAUUGUAUUUUCAGCUGUUUGAAGCUGGUGUACAAAACUGAAAGUAAAAGACACAAAAACGAAACUUAAGAAUGGGAGGCAGAGAAAUAGUGCACAUGUAACAGAUCUACCACUUCUUCGACUUUCUUACAAUGACAGAUCUAUAUAACACACAUUUCUAUAUGAAUUUGGCCAGGUAGUGAAAAAAGUGACAUAAUGCAGCUUUAAGUGCCUUUGAACGGGGUAUAGUAGUAGGUGCCAGGUGCACCGGUUUAAAUGCGUGUCAAGAACUGCAACGCUGCUGGGUUUUUCACACUCAACAGUUUCCCAUGUGUAUCAAGAAUGCUCCACCACCCAAAGGACAUCUAGCCAACUUGAAACAACUGUGGGAAGCUUUGGAGUCAACAUGGUCCAGCAUCCCUGUGGGAUGCCUUGCCUUGCCUUGACACCUUGUCGAGUCCUUGCCCUGACGAAUUGAGGCUGUUCUGAGGGCAAAAGGGGGUGCAACUCAAUAUUAAGGUGGUCCUAAUGUUUUGUGCACUCAGUAUAUAUAUAUAUAUAUAUAUUCCUCUUUAUCUUCAAAUGUAAUAUUAACUAAUAACUAAAUGCAAAACAUAAAAUAGUUGCAUGAACACUUUUAUAUUUCAAAGCUGUGAAUAAAAUAAAUGAAAACUAUUUACAUCCGGCUUGAAGGACCACUCUGAGCCUCUCGGGGCCUUUCUUACAGAUGAGUUAAGGUUCUGUCACUAUGCUUCUACCUAUACUAAAUACAGCAAGACGUGAUGACAAUACGCAAGUUAGUUCAGUCUACUUUAUCUUAUAAAAUCAAACACAACAAACUUACUAAAAGGAGAUGACAGCUGUCACCAAAAGUAUGUGCUCUAGAUAUUCAUGGCUCAUAUGAAUGUGAAUAACAUUUGACAUGGCAAGACCACAGACAAUUAGCAUCUUCUAAAUGACCUGCAGUGCCAGGCAAUAGGCUCAGCUUCUUCCAGACAAGUCACUGGGUUGAUGAGAUAUUGGAUUGUUUGGUUGAAUUAUUACAGUUUGCCAGAAUGAAGAAAUACACCGAAAUGUAUGUCUGCAAAUAUAUAAAUACGUACAGUGAAUCAAUACAUAUAGGCAAUUUAAAGUUUCAACUCAAAAUAUAAACACAAGCAUAUAAAGCCCCAAAACACAUGCAUAUAUUAAUGAUGGGGAUGUAAUGACUCACCGAUACGCAUCAGUUCCUUAUUCAAAUGUUUAAAAUAGGACUGCGUCGGUCCACUGACCACAAACCAUCCAAAUGUAGCAUG
This is a messenger RNA of Oncorhynchus nerka (sockeye salmon), 8016 nucleotides long. RefSeq names its product A-kinase anchor protein 12-like. Gene Ontology annotation, biological process: signal transduction; regulation of protein kinase C signaling. The record is from RefSeq and is a predicted model, not a curated record. Lineage: Eukaryota; Metazoa; Chordata; Actinopteri; Salmoniformes; Salmonidae. Bases 146 to 5476 code for a protein of 1776 amino acids. The transcript has a single exon. Gene Ontology annotation, molecular function: protein kinase A binding; calmodulin binding. Gene Ontology annotation, cellular component: cytoplasm.